UCACUUUCAGAGUCGCCUCUUUCUUCUUCAACUUUUCACCGGCUUUUGAGCAUAUAAAAGCGAGAAAAUUUAAUGCUACAGCACCACAUUAGUCUCAAUCUUCAACCAUGAACACCAAAAGUCUGUUAAUUUGUAUCGCUCUCCUUGUGACUUUCAGUUUAGCCACUGCUCAGAGGAAUGAGAAUAUGUUCUCACCUGCGGGAUGUCCACCAAAUUCCCGCCCUGUCGAGAAUGCCCCAAAGAAUCAGGCAUCCUGUGGUGAUACCCAGCAAGCCCAGGAAGAGAACCAAGUAGAAGCCGAAGGAGACCAAGGAGACCAAGAUCCUUGUGAAGGAGAAGAAUGUGUCCAAUGUGUCUGUUUCGAAGGAUACCUCUGGAAUGGGGACAGAACAAGGUGCGUGGAGCCUUCAGAAUGCGAAUGAAGAACAACACACAGAGUCAAGGAUUCAGGAAGACUGAUAACAUCAAACUGUGAAACACUAAAUUUCAGAAAAUUGUUUCCUCUGCUAAUUUAUUAAAUAGAAUAUUUGGCGACAAAAUAAACAUUUAUCUUCAAAAACAACAGAAAA
Phlebotomus papatasi is the source of this 569-nucleotide messenger RNA. RefSeq lists its product as uncharacterized. NCBI's taxonomy places the organism in Eukaryota, Metazoa, Arthropoda, Insecta, Diptera, Psychodidae. The record is from RefSeq and is a predicted model, not a curated record. The transcript has 2 exons. Bases 108 to 422 code for a protein of 104 amino acids.